Messenger RNA from Tricharina praecox, 1174 nucleotides. RefSeq lists its product as uncharacterized. Gene Ontology annotation, molecular function: NADP binding; flavin adenine dinucleotide binding; N,N-dimethylaniline monooxygenase activity. Bases 105 to 1172 code for a protein of 355 amino acids. NCBI's taxonomy places the organism in Eukaryota, Fungi, Ascomycota, Pezizomycetes, Pezizales, Pyronemataceae. The record is from RefSeq and is a predicted model, not a curated record. The transcript has a single exon.
CUCUGCGAUAUACGAUAACCUUGGUACAUUCCCCCUCCAUAUACGUCAUUUCGAUAUAGCUUUCUGAUCGCUCGGAUUUAGAGACCAACAUCCCCAAAACGUUGAUGAGCUUUCCCGAGCACCCUUUUCCCUCCACCAUUCCACUAUUCCCCCACCACACCCAAGUCCUCUCCUACCUCCGCGCCUACGCCUCCGACCUCCACUCCUCCAUCAACUUCAAUACCCAAGUACUCUCCAUCGUCCCAUCGUCCCCGUCGCCAGGAUGGACGCUCACCACCUCGCGCACCCCCACACCCACCCACUAUGACGCCGUAAUGGUCGCCACCGGCCACUACAACACUCCGUACAUCCCGCCACUCUCGGGGCUCUCCACCUUCCCAGGCACCAUCGUACACUCCCGGAACUUUCGGCUUCCGCAGGAGUUCAAUGGGAAGAAGGUACUGCUCAUUGGGAACUCCGCAUCAGCCGUCGACAUCGCCGUGCAGCUGCUUCCAUGUGUUCAGGGACCACUACUGCAGGUGAUCCGCUCUCCGGCCGCGUCCACCACGCCGCCUCCUGAGGGCAUCAAAGUCCUCCCUGAGAUAUCGGCGCUGCACCCGGACGGAACUGUGUCCUUUGUGGACGGCGCCGUGGAAGCGGACGUGGACGUGAUCCUCUUCGCGACGGGAUAUCUCUUCACGCUGCCGUUCCUCCCGGAGGAGCUGCGGUUAGUUACGCCCCGCGGUGAGCGCGUGACCGAGACGUUCCAGCAUGUGUUUUGCCAGCGGGAUCCUACACUGUGCUUUUUGGGGCUGCCGACGAAGGUUAUCCCGUUCCCGUUGGCACAGAGUCAGGCGGCUUGGGUGGCAGGGGUUUAUGCUGGACGAGUGAAAUUGCCCGCGAGGGAGGAGAUGGAGAUGUGGGAGAAAGGGGAGGUGGAGAAGAAAGGAAGCGGCAGACCGUUUCAUUAUUUUGGAUUUCCGUGGGAUGUUGAAUAUCUGAAUGGGAUCGAGGCGAUGAUUGACAAAGCCGAAGGAGAGGGCGGAUUGGAGCCGGCUAGGUGGAGAGAGUGGGAAAGGUGGGUGCGGGAGAAGGUGCCGAAAAUCAAGAAGGCAUUUGGGGAGGCCGGUAAGAAGGCAUUGACUAUGGAGGAGUUGGGUUUUGUGUUUGAAGAUAGAUAUAUAGAGAAGUAGAC